This is a messenger RNA of Guillardia theta CCMP2712, 951 nucleotides long. RefSeq lists its product as hypothetical. The transcript is spliced from 4 exons. Lineage: Eukaryota; Cryptophyceae; Pyrenomonadales; Geminigeraceae. The record is from RefSeq and is a predicted model, not a curated record. The coding region runs from base 1 to 951 and encodes 316 amino acids.
AUGGCGAGCAAGAACCCCAACGCUCAGGAUCUCCUGCCCGUGUUUGGUGUUGCCACUGAUGACCCCCCCGCCAUGGCUCCUCAUACCUCGAAAGUGAAGAGAGCUGGAGGGUGGAAGGAGGAGCGGGCAGAUAGAUCUGAGGUAUCCGAUCGCUACCGUGGUGCCCAGGUCGUCCGUGCGAGGGCCGUGGCGCAGGGAGAAACACUGGACGCUCAUUUUCAAAGGAGCAAGCUGCAAAGGGACAAGGGGCAUCUGCUCGGCAAGGAAGAUCCAUACAAGAGUGUGCCGAGCAAGAGGAAACACGACUUAAGAGAAGAAGAAGCUCGUCCGCGGACGAGGGAUAGAGCAGGGGAGGCUCUAGGGAAGAAGAGGGCGAGCUCCAGCAGACUGUCGGCGCAUGAGAGCGAUGCAAAGCAGAAGCAUGCUCCGACCUCCAAGCUCUCCACCCUGUGGUUCAAGAACAUCCCGUUGGAGGAGAGUGCCUCUGGCAGGAAGGGCCAGGUUGAGUCCAAGGAGGGAGCAGACAAGUCGAACGUGGAGAAGCAGGAUCAUGCGCAUUCUUUCACCAUGCAUGCAUCUGACAUCAAAGUGAAACUCUUCGACUUCUCCUCCAUCGAGAACAAGCUGGUGAAGUCGGCAAAAGCCGUUGCUGAGUUCCAACCUACGAGCUCAGUCGCAGUCCGGGUUCAGGAGGAGGCAGCAUCGUUUGCUCCUCUUCCUCUGUCCCCUGCUGGAGUUCACCAGGACAUGGACUUGGACGACACAGAGAGCGAGAAGGAGAGCAAGGGCAAGGAGGACGACCUUGAACCCACACCUUCCCUUUUGGCUGCUUGCGGCGUGAAGGAGGGAGGAGAGACAUGCGAGGGAGCAGAAGCUGCGUCGUCAUGCAAUCCCUCGCGGAUGUGGUCCGAUCAUCUGUCUUCCUUGUUCCCAGAGCUCGGGGAAGUGUAG